ACUCAGUAAAAUCUUUGAAAUUGUUGCGUUUAUAUUUUUGUUCAGUAUAGCAUCUAGCGGCUACUAUGCCUUGCAGGAAGUAGACUGGUUGCCAGGCAAGUUCUACUCGCAAAGGCAAACUAGCUUUAGGUAGUGUAUGAUCUGCUGUAGAGUACUGAAAUCCACUCCAUGGUGAAGGAAGUUUAGUCCGCUGCAGAGAAAACGACGCAGCAGAGAAACUUCAGAGAGCUAUUCCUAUAAUCAAAGUUUCAGCAAUUAUUUAAAAGCAACUUGCACGUAAAGAAAGAAGCUUAUAUCCUGCUUGAAAAAAUGUCAGUCGCAGGCUUCAAGAAACAAUUUUACAAAGCAAGCCAGAUGGUCAGUGAGAAGGUGGGAGGUGCAGAAGGAACCAAGCUGGAUGAAGACUUCAAAGAUCUGGAGAAGAGGGCAGAUGUGACCAGUAAAGCGGUUGUGGAUGUCAUCUCUAAAACGUCUGAGUACCUGCAGCCCAACCCAGCUUCCAGAGCCAAGCUGACCAUGCUGAACACGGUGUCUAAGAUGCGGGGCCAGGUGAAGAGCCCUGGCUAUCCCCAGGCUGAGGGGCUGCUGGGAGAGAGCAUGGCCAAGUUCGGACGAGAGAUGGGAGAGGACACCAACUUUGGUGGCGCCCUGGUGGACGUGGGCGAGUCCAUGAAGAGGCUGGCUGAGGUCAAAGACUCCCUGGACAUCGAUGUCAAACAGAACUUUAUCGAUCCAUUGCAGGCCGUCGUCGACAAGGACAUCAAAGACAUCCAGCACCAUCUGAAGAAGCUGGAGGGCAGGCGUCUGGACUACGACUAUAAGAAGAAACGCCAGGGGAGGAUCCCAGACGAGGAGCUGAGGUCAGCCCUGGAGAAGUUCCACGAGUCCAAAGAGAUGGCCGAGAGCUCCAUGCACAACCUGCUGGAAACUGACGUAGAGCAGGUGAGUCAGAUGGCUUCUCUGGUAGAUUCCCAACUGCAGUAUCACAAACAGGCUGUGCAGAUUCUGGAGGAGCUGACUGACAAACUCAGAGACAGGGUGAACGAGGCCCAGUCUCGCCCCAGGCGUGAGUACACUCCUAAACCCAAAGCCUCCUUUGAUUACGAAGAGCAGGAGCACUCAAAUGGAGAAUACUUCCCCCCUUCAUACUCCUCAGAUGUCUCGUCCUUCCACAGAACACCGUCCAUGAAGAACAGUCGACACUCCUCUGAGCCGUGCGCUAAGGCCCUGUAUGACUUUGAGCCGGAGAACGAGGGCGAGCUGGGCUUCUGCGAAGGCGACGUCAUCAUGCUGACCAACCGCAUCGACGAGAACUGGUUGGAGGGCACGAUCCGCGGCCAAUCAGGAUUCUUCCCCAACAACUAUGUGGAAGUGGUGGUGCCCCUGUAACACUGAGAGAAAGAGAGGAAGGGAGGGAUGAGGAGGGAAGGAGGAAGAAGGGAGGAGAGCGGUAGAUGAGAGGGGCAUCUCAAUAGUCUAAAGUGGCCUCCUCCUCCUGUUCAAAAAUGCAGGACGGAAGAAAGCAGUUCCUACAAGGAAAUAUCAGUACGAAAAAACGAGGCGAGAGGAGGUCACUUUAGAUUAUUGAGAUUCACCUAAAGAUGGAUGGUAGAAAAAGUGGGAGGAAGAGGAAGAUGUUGAUGGAGAGAAAGGUUAGCACAAGGAAGGUGUAUCUUCGUUUUAAUUCUCUGUGCACUUUCUACACUACACCUCCCUUAACGGGACAUAUGGAGACGGGGUUACUAGAGGAGAUGUUUGUGUCAUUAUGUGUGACCUGUACCCAUGAACACUACCAGAGGUGUGCUGUGAGCAGACCUAGAAAAAAACCUGCAACAAAAUUGCCUUGAAAUUGUUGCCUUUAAUCACCAAUUUACUUUAUUGCCCUUAAUUCUAGGCUAAAUGGUUAAAUAUGUUUUGUUCUUCCACAAUUGGGAAUCAUUGCACCAAAAUCGGGUUAAUUUUAAUGCACACUUUUUCUUAUAUAAAAAAAAAUCCACACACCAAUUAUUUUCCUCCCUGACUUGGAGAGUUAGAUGGAUCUUGGCUUAAGCUGUCCAAUGCUGCCCUCUGGUGGUCUAAGCCUGUUAUACCUUCAGGAGUAGGACGAAGUUGCCCAAAGAGACUGAUCUAAGAUCAGUUUAGUAGGUUUCCCCCUAAAGGUUAAGGUUAGAAUGUGGGAAUGGUAAGCUGAACCUAGAACUGUGCCUACGGGCUAGUCCUACCUGGAGCAGAUCUACUCCUUUACAUCAGUGCAGAUUUGAAUGGUUAUUUUUCUAAUCCAUCCCAUACCUGUUAAAUGUGAUUGUUCAGCUUUUCUCUGGGUCUAAACUUACGUGAAUAGCUUGCCUGUUUGUACUUAAGCCAAAGUGACCAUUUCCUUGGCAAGGCAAAGAUAUGGUGUUGUUGGAAACAGUUGGGCACCUAGGCUAGUGAAUAACUGUAAGGAAUGGUCAUUGUCUGUUGGCAUACACAGCUCUGCAGGUCAGUUAUACUAUGGCUCUAAACACUAUCUCCGUUUAGUACUGUUACAGCUGCUAGGCUGCCUUUCAUAGACUCUGAAAAUCUAAAUUGCUUUCUCCUCGUCUCCUUCUCAAACCCAUUGGAUGAGAACGCCAGCGGUCUGUCCCCUCUGACCUUCUCAUCCAAUGGGUUUUGAGAAGGAGAAGAGGGUGCGAGGAGUAUGCAAUUGAGAUCUUCCUUUUGUCUGCUAUACCCCUUUGCCUUCCUCCCCCUCUGUCUGUGUCUUAUUUAUGCUAACUCUUAUAUGGUCAGAUGAUCAAAAAUUGGGAACUUUCCAUUACCUAGUGCUUUGUUCUGAUUGUGUUGUGUUCUAACUCUGAUUUGGAGCAAUCUGCUCCUUCUGAUGUAACCCUGUGUGCCUGAGGGCUGAAACCAGAGUAACAGUGUAGAGUGACCUAUGAUUAACUUGCUACAGUCGGUCUGCAUACUGUGCGUGUGUUAGUGGUGCGUGGGUCUGCUGUUUGUUCACCUGCACCCACCCGAAAUUGCUAAUAACCCAUCUGCAACCGCUUGACUAUAUGUGAUCAAUUGAAAGUCUGAGGCCCGCCCCGACCCUAACCCGCAAAUAUAGGAAAUGUGCUAUAGGCUACAGUCAAAGACGGCAGAAUUGUUUUGCCUUAUUUAGAUAUGUUUCUGCUUAUAAUUCCUGACAUUUUGGUAGGCUAUUUGUUAGUCGACUUGUCAAUAAUUGGAUACAUACAGCUUCUCUUCUGUCAUUAUAUGUUGCCAUAGAAGACUAAAUAAACCCUUGCUCACUAGAAUGUCAUAAAUUGAUAGAACGAAUGCUUCAAUCUAGUUAACAUCGGUAAAGUUUUCUGUCAUCUUCUUUCACAGAGCAAAGACACAUUUUGGGGGGAAAGAUUUUCUGUGCAAGAUUUCCAAAUGACAUCAAUUUGACUGUUUGCAAGGAAAUAGAAAGCUGUGAAAACGACCCAACAUGUUUCUGACAAGAUUUCAGUUCGGCUUGGAUGAGUAUUUUAUGUGGUUUGAAAUACAAGCAUUCGCAUUCUCUCAAGAUGCUGAAAAAAAGAAAUCAUAUUUCUCCACUCCUGUUCCCAAGUCCAAAUUGUUCCUACAUUUACUGUAUCGUUUUAUUGCAGGAAAUGCUUCAUUCGGCAGGAGUUAAUAUUAUGUAUUUGUGAGAGGUUAUAGACCUACAUACAGUCAGUGUCCAGAUUUCAGUUUCCAUUUAACCCAUCUAAACAGUAGGCAACAGUUCCCUUCACAUGCCAUAGGCCUAUUUGAAGUUCCCGUCUUGUGACUGUCGAAUUUGUUUAGUGCCUCACAAUCAUCACACAUAACAUAGCCGGCACUGCUAUCAUCCUCGUUUACCACUUCACCAAAUCUGUCCCAAACAUUUAUUUUCUGGCCCUCCUUUCGCAGCGUUUCCCUUAUUGAAACUCCGACAUUGUUAUUUUUGCCUCCAUGGAUUGCCGUUGUUAUGCCUGUUCCUAAAAGUGAUUGGUGUGUAGGCUAUUUGGCGCGUACAGUUAGGCCCUAAAGUUUAGGUUUUUGCACUAAUGCCAGAUAGCCUAAAAUAAUGAAAGAAAAACUUCAAUGUAGCCUAAAGAUAUAAAUUAAACAAGAAUUAUACAUUUAUGGAUUUUUUAAAGGUAUUAUUUUGUCUUUAUUCAACCUGCCCGCCACCCACCUGCCCUUCAUCCACACAAUAUUUAAUGACCCUAAACCCGUCCGCCUGGAUGAUAUAACCGCGGGGGCUGCGUGUAAUGAGUCAACCUGCGCAUAACCAGAGUGUGUGUGUCAGAAUGGUCUGUCUGUCUCUCUGUGCUUUUUGACACUGCUGGCCAUGUCUUGGAGAAUGUAUUCAGGUUUUCUAGAGCUUCCUUUAGAAGUGCAUGCAUUUACACAUGCUGCCAAAAGGAGAUUUGAAAGAAGGGUCGUUUUGUAUUUACACGUGUCACCCCCAUGGUGGUAGGUAGAAAUAGGCACAGGACAGCUUAACCCCUCUCUCCACUCCUACCCUUCACUCCUUCCCUAGAACAUGCAGCUUGCUACCAAAAACCCCUCAUAUCCUAUGUGCAUUAACUAAGCAUGUUCCUCCUAACUUAAUGUUUACAUGUCUCUUGUCUAUUGGGCUAUAUUUGUUGAGUUAACAUGGUUUGGGUUUUAGUGCCUCUGUCAGUGUUUAGGUUCAGGUGUGGGUUAUCACGGCCCAUUAGCCUAAAUAAAAGGAACUAGGCAGGCAGGGGGGAAAGGGGCUCAGGUUGUGCUAAGUACCUUGUUUACCGGUGUCUGAGUAAUAUAACAAAGGGCUCAGAUCAAGUAUGUCCGUUUUUUGCGGACGUGUGUGUCGUGGUCUCCAACUAUUCUAAUGCCGUUGGUGACAUUCUAUUUAUGUUUUUCACUCUACAUUCGAAGAUGAGUAUUUCUACCAAAUCCCACAGGAGUACCAUGUUAUUUUGAUAUUACGAAAAUAAGUAUUAUUUUACUUAAUAAUAAUAGCUUGAUUUUAAUAUACAGAAUCAUAUUGUAAAGUGCCCAUUGUAAUUUGCUCGUUGCCUGCAUGUGGCUAUAGGUUAUGCGUCUUGCUUCAGCGAUGAUGCCUCAUUUUGAGGUUCCGUUUUUUUGGUAACUGUGACGCUCUCCGCGGAUCAAGGUUUGAACCAAGGCAGAGUUAAAUUCUGGAUUAGCUUUAUGUGGAUUAUCUUUAUAUUAUCUUUGUAUUGUCAUGUAUAAUCUCCUGUGUAUUGUAUAUUUUUGCCACGAUGUAAAUGGGGAAUGCUGUGCCUCUUAAAUAAAUAUGAAGGAAAGUGAA
Messenger RNA from Coregonus clupeaformis (lake whitefish), 5296 nucleotides. Its product is annotated as endophilin-A2. Gene Ontology annotation, molecular function: protein binding. Bases 310 to 1389 code for a protein of 359 amino acids. The record is from RefSeq and is a predicted model, not a curated record. NCBI's taxonomy places the organism in Eukaryota, Metazoa, Chordata, Actinopteri, Salmoniformes, Salmonidae. Gene Ontology annotation, biological process: synaptic vesicle uncoating. The transcript has 9 exons. Gene Ontology annotation, cellular component: glutamatergic synapse; presynapse; cytoplasm.